This is a messenger RNA of Synchytrium microbalum, 783 nucleotides long. RefSeq lists its product as uncharacterized. The record is from RefSeq and is a predicted model, not a curated record. The transcript is spliced from 10 exons. Gene Ontology annotation, molecular function: long-chain fatty acid-CoA ligase activity; long-chain fatty acid transmembrane transporter activity. Lineage: Eukaryota; Fungi; Chytridiomycota; Chytridiomycetes; Synchytriales; Synchytriaceae. The coding region runs from base 1 to 783 and encodes 260 amino acids.
AUGGGAGGAACUUCCAACUACAACGACAAUAUGGAUACUUGUGGGUCAAUCGGACGCAUGGGACCACUUGCGAAACUCCUAAACGGAACCAUCAUUCUACGUUUCGACCAUGAAAAGGAACAACCAUUACGCGAUCCUGCUACUGGAUUUUGCGUCGAGGCUGACUAUGAUGAACCCGGCGAGUUUUGCGUUGAGGUUGAUCCAGCAAAGGGACGAGUGUUUGCUGGCUACUAUGCCAACGACGAAGGAACAAACAAGAAGCUGAUCAGGAAUUGUUUCAAGACGGGUGAUGUGUUUUACAGGACUGGUGACUUGAUACGAGCAAACAGACACGGCUGGUGCUUCUUUUCUGAUCGCAUUGGAGACACGUUCCGGUGGAAGGGCGAGAAUGUGGCUACAAAUGAAGUAGGAGAUGCCGUAAACCUCUUUGAAGGCAUCCAAGAAACAAAUGUGUAUGGCGUUGAAAUUCCAGGACGAGACGGUCGUGCUGGAAUGGCUGCCAUUGUGCUGAAACAAGGCGUCAAGAAUUUGAAUUGGAAAAAGUUUGCCGAACAUAUUGCAGCACAACUGCCUUCUUAUGCUAGGCCUUUGUUUGUGCGAGUGUUGCCAGAAGUACCUGUGACAGUGACGUUGAAGCAUUCUAAAGUGGAUUUGAGAAAACAGGGCAUGAAUCCAAGUGGGAUCAAAGAACCAUUAUACUUCUUUGAUGAAGCCAAGAUAGACUACAUCCCCUUCACCAAGUCAGAGUACGAACGAAUCGUAUCUGGAAACGCCAAACUUUAA